GGCGCCGGCCGGAGGUGGCAGCUCGCCGGCGGCGCCGCCGCGAGUCCCGCAAAGGGUUGGGGCUGGCAGCGAGGCUGGGUCGAAGAAGGGUCCGCCCAAAGUCAACCGCAUGUCCAAGCCGGUGGACAUGCCGUCGGUCCCCUCGCGACCGCACGCCGGCGGGUCCAAGGCAGGCGGCGGGGCGGCAUCGCCGGCGUCGCGCAAGACGGUGGACCCGUCCAAGCUCCCGGACCAUGACUUUUCGGAGCGCGAGUCUGUUGCGCUGGCCGACCUGUGCAAGGUCGACAUUGACCCGCGCGACGUGUACAACAUCAUCGAGCGGGUGGGCCAGGGCGCGUCCGGCUCAGUCUACCUCGCCGAGCACAAGGAGACCGGCCAGCGGGUGGCGCUCAAGCAGAUGAUACUUGCCCAACAGCAGAAACUGUCCCUGCUCAUCAACGAGGUCGCCAUCAUGCAAAAGUCCAAGCACGACUGCAUUGUCAACUACUACGACGCCUUUCUUCUCGACGAUGAACUGUGGAUUGUCAUGGAGUUCCUCGAGGGCGGCGCCCUCACCGACGUGCUCGAGAACAACCAGAUGUCCGAGGAACAGAUUGCGCGCGUUGCCCUCGACACCCUCCGCGGCCUCGAGGUCCUUCACGCCAAGGGCAUCGUCCACCGCGACAUCAAGUCGGACAACAUCCUUGUCGGCUCCAACGGCGAGAUCAAGCUUACCGACUUUGGCUACUGCGCCCAGCUGACCAAGGAGCGCCAGGCCCGCAACUCGAUCGUCGGGACUCCGUACUGGAUGGCGCCCGAGGUCGUCAAGCGCAAGGCCUACGGCCCCAAGGUCGACAUCUGGUCGCUCGGCAUCAUGUGCAUCGAGAUGGUCGAGCAGGAGCCGCCCUACAUGGAUGAGUCUCCGCUCCGUGCGCUGUACCUCAUCGCUACCACCGGCACGCCGCAGAUCCGCAACCCCGAGGCGCUGUCGGACUCGUUCAAGUCGUUCCUCGCGGCUUCGCUCGAGGUCGACGUCUCGCUCCGGCCCAAUGCGACGCUCCUCUUGCAGCACCCGUUCCUGAAGAAGGCGUGCGUGGGCAGCGAGCUCAAGCCGCUCCUCGACGCGCUUUAA
Messenger RNA from Thecamonas trahens ATCC 50062, 1111 nucleotides. RefSeq lists its product as uncharacterized. The transcript has 2 exons. Gene Ontology annotation, biological process: protein phosphorylation; regulation of MAPK cascade; intracellular signal transduction. Gene Ontology annotation, cellular component: cytoplasm. The coding region runs from base 110 to 1111 and encodes 333 amino acids. Gene Ontology annotation, molecular function: ATP binding; protein serine/threonine kinase activity. Lineage: Eukaryota; Apusomonadida; Apusomonadidae. The record is from RefSeq and is a predicted model, not a curated record.